Aegilops tauschii subsp. strangulata is the source of this 5094-nucleotide messenger RNA. The record is from RefSeq and is a predicted model, not a curated record. NCBI's taxonomy places the organism in Eukaryota, Viridiplantae, Streptophyta, Magnoliopsida, Poales, Poaceae.
GCGAAGGCCAGUUGAAAAAAGAAGGAUUUUUUGAUAAAAUCAAAGUAUAUACAUGUAAUAAAAUUUCAUUGAUGAAUGUCUUUUUACAAGAUACUCCUAUAUACACCUACUCCCUCCAUCCACUUAUAUAGGGCCUAAUACAUUUUUAAAGGUAGCCUCUGACCAAUGAUAAAAUUAUUAGUAUAUGAGAUGUACUCCUUCUAUUUUUAUUUAGUCUGCGUAUUAGUUUUGGUCAAAAUCAAGCUUUGUAAUUUGACAAAGUUUAUAAACAAAAAUAUCAACAUAUAUAUAAAAAAUCAGUAUCAUUAAAUUCAUUAUUGAAUGUACUUUCAAAUCAUAUAGAUUUGUUAUGGUAAAUGUUUAUAUUUCUUUCUAUAAACUUGGUUAAACUUUAUGAAGUUUGACUUCAGUUAAACCUAAUAUGCAGAGUAAAUAAAAACGGAGGGAGUAUGAUAGACAAAUUACAUCAUUAGAAACUCUUUUCGCAUACGAAUUUGAUGGAAUGCUUUGUGUAACAUGCAUGCCAUAUAUUAUUGUGCUAACGGUGGUCAAUGAUGACCUUAAAAAAUGAUCAGGCCCUAUAUACGUGGGUGGAAGGAGUAAUAAUAUUUUGACCAAUGCUAUAAAUGUUUCAGCCAAGUCGUCAAAACUGCUAUAUUUAAACUGCAGGAUGAAAUAACCAAGAUAGUACUUGAGACGUACUCACGACAUCCCCAACACUGACCCCAAAAUGCCUGCUCCUUCCAGACCGACGGUUCGGACACCGCAAGCCAUCCAAUGUCGAUGCCCAUCGGUCUACGGAGCAGUCUAAACCGUUUUGUUCAUGCAAACCGGAACGAAAACAUGUGAUGCUUUCCGGCGGUCCGGACACCAAUCACAUUGAACUCCGACACCCUAGGUCCACCCAAAACUAAGUCGGAGCCCGCGCUUCCGUAGUUGGACGCACUGUUUCUGUCGGGGGAUAACCCCCGGGUAGGCUCGGGAGUACAAGUUACAAGUCAACUUUUCGAAACAUUGGGAUGGCUCGAGUUCCUAAGUCCGGCUGGCCCUCCAGCCGGCCCCUCCGCGGGAGGCCGGUUGGGCACGACGCCAUGUCGAAUCCCGCCAUAUGACAAGACCUCUCCCACGUCGUGCACAUCGUGGCUACAGUGCCACUGGUAUCGCUGACCGGGGCGAAUGACAUCAGCGCGGCUCGGCACUGUGGAGGCCCAGUGCCAACCACUCCGUGACGCCCUGACCUACUGGCUACAGUGACGUGGAGCCGGCGGGCACCACUGGAGGCCAGGGACGCUGGCAACAGGGCCCAUCACUCUUUCAUUAUCAUUUGUAACCUCAGAGGUCCAAGUAUAAGACAUCCCAGGAGUCCCCCAAUGAGGGGAAGAAUUUGCCACGCCCCGCAAUUUUUUUAAAGGCCGUGGUCCGAUACGGUAUCUGUUCGGACCACUUUUUUCGCGCAAAACUGUAAACCGACGGUUAUUCUACAGUUCGGCGCGAUAUAAGAGGUCUGUUAGAGAUGCUCUAAGCGCGAGAUGCUCUAAGCGCGACAUGAAUCACGCUGCCGGCGAGUGGCCAUAGUGGGCAGCGCAUGUGCUUGCCCUGUGAAUUUUUGGUAUAGUUUAUUUAGAAUGUACAUAGUUUGAUUCAUGUAUGAUGUAGUAGGAGAAAGAACGCUCCCUCUCGCGUCGCCUCCCCCGCGGGCGGCUCGGGAGGGCUCAGCCGCCGCCGCCUAGUAACCCUCCAGCGCCCUUCUCCCCCUCCGCCUCUGCCGAUGGUCGGCGCUAGGCAAAGCCUGUGUGUGCGAUGGCGGCGGCGGAGGGUCUCUCCUCCCUCUCCGGGAUCCACGGCGGCGCGGUCGUCCUGGUCCGCGGGGUGCGGCUCUCUCAACGGUGUGGCGGAUCCCGAAGGCGGCGGGCUCGCGGCGGUGCACGGGCGUCUAGAUCAACUCUCGGCAGCGUGCGGGCUCCCGGCGGCGGCGGGAUAGGUUGACGACGGGCUUGGGCGAUGGCGCCGGCCGCGCGGUGCCGGAUCUCGUCGCUUGUGGCGGAUCUCGCCACUCCGGCCAUCAUGGAGGAACCUGGACCUGGGGCGGCGGCCCCGUUAGGCAUGGCGACAGCGCCCUCGGCUGGCGACGUUCGCGGGGUGGAUGGAUGGCGUCUUGACCGCGCGGAUGGUGAGGUGCCGGUGGAUCUCCUCCGCACUGCAGGCUCUCUCCUGCUACACUUGGUGGCUUACGAUCGCGGUCGUCGGCCUCAGUGCGUUCGCGGGGGCUGGUAGAGGUGCCAACGGACGAGAGGAAACUUUGGAUGACUCGUUCAUCCCGACGGCGGCGACGACCUGGGUCGCCGUUCUCCUCCUUGCAGGCGCCAUCGAGGUCCCUGCGCUCCACCACGACCCCAUGGACGGGUGAAAACCCAAUAUCUCCUUAGAUUGGGCGGCGGCGGCACUGUGUGUGUCAUACCCUUUUUGGAGGCGCCGCCUGGGGUGUUUGGGUGCUAGGUUAGAGGAACAUGUGGGGAAGGAUCGUGAUUGAUCACAGAUGCUCCUAUCUCUUUGACUACAACUACCUUCCCGUGGCCACAUUGUCUCCUAGGAGACGUUUUCUCUCUCACAACCACAACUCCUCACACAUGUUUAUUUGUCUCCACGCUAGCACUGUCCCAGCUCAUAUUUAUUUCCCUCCACGCUACAACGUGCUCUCUCUCUCUCUCUCUCUCUCUCUCUCUCUCUCAUGACAAGACUUUAGUGCCUCGCCCCUGCUCUCUCUCUCUGAUAUGACCAGACUUUAGUGCCUCGCCCCUCCCCCGCCCUGUAUAAGUUGAGUGGCUAGCGCCAGUGCGAGCACACAGCAACAGCACGCACAGAUGGCUGCUUAUUGUUUAGGGUUAGUGUCCCUCUAGAGAUCUCGUUCAAGACGUCCAAGUGUGUCGAGGUUUUCAUCCUCUCUCUCCCCUCUAUCUCUCUUCCUUUCCUUUUCUUGUUCUUGGAUUAUGGUUUAGGUUAGCCUUCCAUGUGUGUCGAGGUUUUCUUGUUCUUGGAUUAUGGUUUAGGUUAUUUCUUGCAGAUCUAGAGAUCUCGUUCGUCUUGAGAUUUUUCUUGUUCUCUAUUUUUUAUGUAUGUUCAUCUUGCACUGCAUUUGCAUUGUUAGUCAUCUCUAACAGUCCAUCUCUCUCUUGCAGAUCUAGAGAUCUCUGUUGGUUUUUUCAUCAAGUGUGUUUCUCAUCCUCUCUAAAGUGUCCCCCCUCUCUUUUCCCUCCUCUCUCUCUACAAUUCUUUUUCUUGUUCAUAAUUUUGGAUUAAUCCAUCUUGUUUGCUCACCUCAGAAAUGCCAAAGCCGAAGAAAGCCUGGUUUCAUGGUGCAGAUAGUUUUGAAACUCGUACUACACUUGAGGCAGACCGAGGAUUCCUUAACCUCUUGGACCAGACGCAAGACAAUCUCAGGAAUGCACGAAACAAUGCGCCAAACAUGACGACGAAAGUCUUGGGUGGGUUUGUUAGAACCUUCUACUUUGAUGAAGAAUCUAAUGCUGAUGUCAUUGACGGCGUAAUGCAAAUUGAGUAUGAUCUAGAACAGUUCAGAGUAUACCCUAUCACAGUAGUGGUCUUAGAGCAUAAGGACAACUCUAGUGAGAUUGGAGAUGCAAUUGUUGGGCAUACUCAAAAGCUUUCUGGCUAUGGUGGUGACUUAAUUGUGCGAGCAUAUUUCAGUGCGUUUGCCCAUAAAAUCCAGAAAUAUAUAGUGGCCUACGAGCCAUUCGCCCGGUCCUCAAUUUGGGGAAUACGCAACCCGGCAUUUUUUUCUGCUGAUGGCCUACAGCUGGACUUGACAGAAUAUUGGCGAAAAAGGAUGAGGUCAUUCAUAAAACUUCUCCAUUACGCGGCACAGCGCGAAAUCAGACAUGGUAGUCUCUCGAGCCCUAGCAGCUACGUGACUUGUCGUGGAGAUCAGAGGAUAAUUAAUAUGGGGCGAGUUUAUCAUGACAAAUACGAAGCCGGGAAAGACAUGGAGGAUCUUAUGCAUCUUAUAUCUAGACUAUUCCCUGACAGUUCGACUAAAUAUGAGUGGGUAUCCCUUAAGAAUCUUCUGAUUUCAAAGACCAUGAGUGACCCAGCAACAGUCCAGAAUUUCCUUCGUAUUGCCUUGGGGCACCCAAUUUUAUUGGACACCGUAUAAGAAAAACUGGAAUGCUUUGUAACUCUCCAUGAAGGUGUGAUGGAUCUGGACGAUGCUUCGGGGCACAGAGCUAGGUUCUCAAAUAGGAUUCACCGUGACUACCCCCAGUUGAGAAGGUUCUUCUCUAGUGACCUCCAGGAUAAAGUGGCUAGCGAGUAUGAUUUCCGUUUUCGAAGACUUGUUCCGUGGAACAAGCUCUACUACCGCCUCUUUACAUUCCGACACGCCAAUUAUUUGGUACUGAAAGCAAACACUAACUAUGGGAGGGGGCCACCACAUGAGUAUCCAAUGAAUCAGUUCCUAAAGGACCUUCGAUACAAUAUUUGGUCACCUAGGUAUGGUGAACGAUACAUCUAUAUCAAUAUCAUCAGGUUGGUUCAGAACCUGAUAAAGCAUGGAGCUGAAUACUGUGCGCAAUUUGGGGAUCUGAAUGAUCUCCUCACUGAGAUCAAAACUCAUUUUAGCCAUAAUAUGUGUGCUUGCUAUACCCUCCUAAAUACGAAGAAGGAUUGGAUUACUACGCCGUCGUUCGAGCCAUAUGGACGACUGCCUACACAGAUGAUGUGAGAUCAGGACGAAGAAGUGGCCGGACCUCAACAGCAACCGGAGAUUCUCUGAGUAUGGAUGCGAGAUGGACGGCAGUGGCUUGAGCCGUUAGGUCGGUCUCUUUGGUACUUGUGCAUCUUUGCUCAGUGCCUCCUUAUCAGCGUUGCGUCGCUUGUAUCGGUCUAUGUGACCAUGUAUCGGAUUAGUACACCUCUAUAUCUAGCUUAUGUGCGCUGAGUCGCAUUUGUUUGGUCCCUCGGACUUUGUAACUUUUCAUUGGAAUCUUGCCUUGACUUAAGGGCCUCAUUUUUAAAAAGUGCGGAUUCUUCCCCAGCUAGGAAUAUUAAUGGUUAAGCCCGUGCAUUUAUCUCGUUGAA